CCCUAGAAUUUAGCGAAUGUCGAAUCAGUACAUCACGCGCAGGGGUUCGUCACGUACUCCACGCAGACCAACCCCUUACUUCUGGAAAGCCAAAAUCUCAGUCUUUUUGUAAACGCGGCUUCUUGUGAACGUCUGUGUGGAGGAAAUUAUUCGUUUUGGACCCUUUGGCUUUCCGUAUCAGAUGAAGGGCGCACGUGCUAGGUAGGCGUACGUAUAAAUACUCAGAUACGGAAUCUCGCGCUAAGUGAAAGCUUAGCAAGGAAUUGUUUUGUCGAUGGUUUGUCGAAACAGGAGCCCACAUAGAACCACAGGAGGAGAAAGCUGGAGCACUGGAUGAACCAGAGUCGAGACCCACUUAACACCUCCAUAGACAACAUGGGUGAGGAGGGGCCUCCCAGUCUGGAGUACAUCCAGGCCAAGGACCUGUUCCCUCAGAAAGAGCUGGUCAAAGAAGACGACAGUCUACAGGUGCCUUUCGUGACUCUUCAAGGAGAAGGGGUGGAGUUUCUGGGCCGUGCAGAUGAUGCCAUCAUCGCCAUCUCUAACUACAGACUGCACAUUAAGUUCAAAGAUUCCCUUAUCAAUAUGUGCCCAGGUGUGGACACUGAGAUCUCUGUGCCUCUCAGGCUGAUUGAAGGUGUGGAGAGCAGGGAUAUGUUCCAGCUGCACAUCAUCUGUAAGGACUCCAAAGUCGUGAGGUGUCACUUCUCCACGUUUAAGCAGUGUCAGGAGUGGCUGAAGAGACUAAAUCGAGCUAUUUCUCACCCCUCCCGUCUGGAGGACCUUUUCGCUCUGGCCUAUCACGCUUGGAGCCUUGGGGGCUGUGCUGACGAUGAAGAUCAGCACCUACAUCUCUGCAGGCCUGGCGAUCAUGUUCGUCACAGGAUGGAGACGGAGGUGAGGAGAAUGGGCUUCGACAUGCAGAACGCCUGGAGAGUGUCUGACAUCAACAGCAACUACAAACUGUGUUCCAGUUACCCUCAGAAGAUACUAGUGCCAGUGUGGAUCACAGAUAAAGAACUGGACAGCGUGGCCUCUUUCAGGUCCUGGAAGAGAAUUCCAGUAGUGGUGUACAGACACCAGAAGAAUGGUGCUGUGAUAGCACGCUGCAGUCAACCUGAGAUCAGCUGGUGGGGAUGGAGGAACACCGAGGACGAAUACUUGGUAACGUCCAUCGCCAAGGCCUGCGUGUUGGAUCCUGGAGCCCGAGCAUCCUGCAGGACACGAGGGGAAGGAGCCGAUUCUUCCGACUGCGACUUCGACUCAUCCCUUGCUGUGGGUUCAGGUCCUGAUGCCAGCACUGCACCACAGAAGCUGCUUAUCCUGGAUGCGCGAUCCUACACUGCCGCAGUGGCCAAUCGCGCCAAGGGGGGUGGCUGUGAGUGUGAAGAGUACUACCCAAACUGUGAGGUGAUGUUCAUGGGCAUGGCUAAUAUCCACUCCAUCAGGAACAGUUUCCAGUCUCUAAGAGCUGUGUGCAGUCAAAUCCCUGAUCCGGGCAACUGGCUAUCUGCACUAGAGAGUACACGCUGGCUGCAGCACCUGUCUGUCAUGCUGAAGGCAGCCACUCUGGUGAGCUCCGCCGUGGAGAGGGACGGACGUCCGGUGCUCGUGCACUGCUCUGAUGGCUGGGACCGCACACCACAGAUCGUCGCACUUGCCAAGGUCCUGCUUGACCCCUACUACAGAACUAUUGAGGGUUUCCAGGUGCUGGUGGAAACGGAGUGGCUGGAUUUCGGUCACAAGUUUGCGGACCGCUGUGGCCACGGCGAGAACGCUGAGGACGUCAACGAGCAGUGCCCGGUUUUCCUACAGUGGCUGGACUGCGUCCAUCAGCUCUUAAAACAGUUUCCCUGCCUAUUUGAGUUCACUGAGGCCUUUCUGGUGAAGCUGGUGCAGCACACGUACUCGUGUCUAUAUGGAACAUUCCUGUGUAAUAACGCCCGAGAGCGAGAAUCCCGAAACGUCUACAAGCGGACAUGCUCUGUCUGGUCGCUGCUCCGUGCCGACAACAAGAACUUUCAAAACUUUCUCUACAUCCCCUGCCAUGAUGUGAUCUUGCAGCCUGUGUGUCACACGCGAGCGUUGCAGUUGUGGACUGCUGUGUAUCUGCCCACCUCGUCCCCAUGCACCGCAGCCGAGGACACUAUGGACAUCUACCUGAGCCCCUCAUCUCAGGGAGAGGAGCUCACCUCGCGCUCUCUCGACAGGCUACCUAAGACGCGUUCAAUGGACAACUUGGUGAGCGCUUUUGAAAACGGCUUAGCCCUCACACGCACCUCCAGUGAUCCUAACCUCAACAAGCACUGCCAAGAGGGAAGGCCACAUCUGGAGCCUAUGAUGGGCCAGGGUGGCAGUUUUACAGACAACUUAGAGUUUACCUCUGACAUCAAAUUGUCUUGUGAUGACCAGGAGGUGGAUACGUGUGAGGAGACGCCACCCUCACCCUCCUCUGAGUCUUAUCAGGAAAGCUGUGUGGAUAACAGCCCAGAACCAUGUCUCACCACACAGCCUCUGCCAUCCUUGCCUCAUCCCUUAACAUUAGACCCGGUUUCUCCGGUGUCACAAGCCCCACCCAUUUUACACCAGACUUUGCUUCAGAACACCAGCCCUACACUUCCACCAUCACCACAGCAAGAGCAGGCUAGGACUGUUAGUACCACUUUCCCAUUCACUACUACUGAGGAUCCCCCUAAUGCACCGAUCUCAAAUGGCAUAGAGAAGGAAGAGUGCACCGCCGAGACGCUCGACUUCCCUUCACCUACCGCUGGGGAGCUUUUAGAGAUCAAAAAACUCACUACACUUGUCCACUUGGAGGAUUCCACUGAAACCAUAAAGGAUGAGUAUGGCACUGUAGCCGACCUGCAUUCUGUUCAAAAGGUCUCCGCCCUGUCUACAAAUGAUGAAAAGUGGACUCAGAGUGUUAAGAAACUUCUCCGUGCCCAGUCUAGUAGUACCAACGGAGGGUACAGAGAAGGGCCACGAAAUCUGAGUAGUCCGGUCCAGCUUGGUUGGAUGUCAGCGGUGAAAAAUGCUGCACUGUGCACUUCAUCCUUCUCCUCAGCCCUGGGACCAUCGUUCCGGCAAAUUCCGCCUUCAUCUCACUGUGUGGACGAUGACGGCCUGCCAGUGCCGCUGGAUGCCGUGCAGCAACGCCUACGCCAGAUCGAGGCUAGCUACAAGCAGGAAGUGGAGGUGCUGCGGCGGCAGGUCAAGCAGCUGCAGAUGAAACUGGAGAGCAGGCAAAACAGCUCGCCACCAUCCGAGCCAGACAUCUAUUACGAGGAUGACAUUACAUGCCUCCGAGAGUCUGACGAUGGUGACGAAGAGGACUCUCUCUCGGCCCACAGCGAAGACCGCCUAAGUGAGGGCAGCUGGGAUCGAGUGGAGAGAAAGGAUACUGAGGUUACCAGAUGGGUUCCAGACCAUAUGGCCACACAUUGCUUCAACUGUGACAGCGAGUUCUGGAUUGCUAAGAGACGACAUCACUGCAGGAACUGUGGAAACGUGUUCUGUAAAGACUGCUGCCACUUGAAGUUGCCCAUCCCCGAUCAGCAGCUGUACGAUCCAGUGCUGGUGUGCAACUCGUGCUAUGACCUGCUGCUGGAGAGUCGAACGCGGGAACUUCGCUCGCAACAGCUCAAAAAGCCCAUCGCCACAGCCUCGAGCUGAGUGUGUUAAUCAAAUUCCCACCCUGUGGGCUUUCCAGGCCCCCUUAUGUAGGUGCCAUGAGAGUCACCUGCUGUUUUUGGCAGAGACGCAACGCCCACACCGGUUAGUGAGGAUUCAUGGGUUGUUGUGCGCUAAAGCACUGCGAGGAAGUGGGCAAGCAAAAACUGUCAGAGAACGGAUUGACGACUUAAAGUCUGAAAAAGAGAAAGAGGUGAAGAUUUUUUUUAAUCACACAGAGGAGCUGAACUGAGUUGAACUACUCUCCUUUCUGGUUGAUGGAGAAAUCGUUCUGGUGAAACAUCCGCCAGAGGGCACUGUGACUAAAAUGGCCCUAAUGUGAAAAGCUUUUUCAUCUCAUAAAGAAGUCUCAUUAUAUCCAUAACUCUGUAGAAGUCUGUGUCAUGGUACGGACACCGAUUUAGCCCUCUCGAGCUUGUAUUAAAACCAAACACCAAUACAAAAAAUCUUUAGAGGACAAUCUCUUGUCUGCCCUUGAAGCCAGUGACUCCAUGGUCUCGUGCUCCACCCAGAGGCUUGCCGUAUAAAAGAUGAUGCUGCUGCUACAGUAUUUAAAAGAAAACUAAUUUUGUACCAUUAUUUUGUGCACUCUAAGCUGUUGUAAAUUUGAGGGAAAUCUGAGACCAAACCGAGGGCGAAAGGGAGAAAAUGUACGGUUUGUUUACUCUGUGGUCUGAACUUGAAUGUAGCAUUUCUUUCUUUUCUUUUUUUUUUUUAUUUCUUUGGCCUUUUUGUAUGUCUGAAAGGAGUCAUGGAAGAGAUCAAUGUUGCCAUUGAAGCUGAACUAAGGCCAGUUAUAGUGUGGAAAAUAAUCUUUGUAUUGGUAGGAGGUUGUCAUUGUGUAAAUGAGCUGCUGUACAAAGGAGGGAGACAAACGAACACGAUCCAUGUGAUGGGAGGUGCUUGUUUCUUCUGCCCAUAUUGGAGAGAGAGAGAGAGAGAGAGAGUGCAUGCUAAAGGAUACUGUAGCAAUGUUGCACUGUUCUUCCUUGUUGCAAUACUGUUCUUAACAUGCUCUUGUCCGUUUGGUCGAAUCCUAAUUGCCACCUUUAAUGUUUUACAGAUUAACAUACAAGAAGGAGGAUAAAAUAGUUUGAAGGUGCGAUUUAUAAUCUUUAAGCCCUUUACUGCCUGUUAUGUGAAUUACAAUUCUGUUUAACCUAAUUGUGCUUUAUGCUGUUUUUUUUUGUUUUGUUUUGUUUUGUUUUUUUAAGAAAAGGGUUAAACGAGAACUUUAAGAAGUAAAACUGACCGAUCGGUCAUACUGCAAUAUCGUGAAUCAGUGGUUUAUAAUUAUAUAUAAAUUAUAUAAUUGGCACUAAAAAUCCAAAAUGGCACCUUUUUAAUAACUGUUAAAAAUGUCAUGUUAGCUGAUUAGUAUACUAGCUUACUAAAAUGAAUAAAAAUGGGCUGUACGAAAACGACAGUCACUUAAACUAAACAUUUCUUGGCAUGUUAAAAACAGUGUUGAAAAACACAGGGAGCAAAUGAUGGGAUAUUCAGUAAGUUCAGGGUUCAGAUCAUUCGAAUUAUUCAGACCUGAGUAAAGUUCUCUGGAUUGGAAUAUUAGCAUUACAUAAACCCUCAAAAACAACAACAAAAAAAAUGAUUUUUUCUUUCACAAGUGGUUAGUAGGUGGACAUUGUUUUACUGUGUUCCUUGAAAUACUAGUGCCAUUUAUUUUCAUUUAGAUUUUUUCCUUCUCUCUUGGAAUGCACCAUGUCACUUAUCAGUAAUGACUAAACGUAUAAUGGUACGAAUACUUAGCAAGUGAAUAUUUUCAGAGGUUCUCUUGAUGCCUAAUGAUAGUUUUUUUUUUCUUUCAAAUGGCAAGAUGAUGAAGGAACACUUUUGAUUUAGAAAAAGUCAACCAAACCCACUGUAAUAUUAUCUGUACUAGUGGCUGGAAUUUGUCACAGUUAAUGUUGUAAAGAAUUGCACUGUUCAAAUCCAAUCCCAUGGCGCAAAUAAAUAAAUAAAUAAAGUCUGUGGAAUCUGC
Molecule: messenger RNA, 5689 nt
Organism: Tachysurus fulvidraco (yellow catfish)
Lineage: Eukaryota; Metazoa; Chordata; Actinopteri; Siluriformes; Bagridae
Gene: mtmr4
Product: myotubularin related protein 4
Exons: 20
Coding region: 334-3672 (1112 amino acids)
Biological process (GO): dephosphorylation; regulation of autophagy
Molecular function (GO): metal ion binding; phosphatidylinositol-3,5-bisphosphate 3-phosphatase activity; protein phosphatase binding
Source: RefSeq, a predicted model, not a curated record